AUGACUUUGCAACAAUUUUCUUUCCCUCCAGAUGAUGAAAUGGGCUCAAGCGAUUUUGUAUUUCUAUUAUCCCAUUCCUUGUGCAAUCGUCCAACUUCAUUCAUUGCCAUGUCUAUAUUUUCCCCUAUCGUGUCGAGCGCGGUACAUCAAAUUGUCAUUAGGCACCAAAUGAUACUCACUCACUGUUUCAUACGACAUGUUCGAUCAGAGUGCAAAUAUUCUGAAAGAACUCUGUAUGGGUGGUCGAUAGCAGACACCGCAAAACAUCACCUUUACGCUCUAAUCAAGAUUUAUAGUCCACCGCAACCACCAGCGUCGAUUUUAAACACAAAAAUAUAA
Messenger RNA from Clunio marinus, 339 nucleotides. NCBI's taxonomy places the organism in Eukaryota, Metazoa, Arthropoda, Insecta, Diptera, Chironomidae. The record is from the annotation of a GenBank genome assembly.